Molecule: messenger RNA, 1444 nt
Organism: Schistosoma rodhaini
Lineage: Eukaryota; Metazoa; Platyhelminthes; Trematoda; Strigeidida; Schistosomatidae
Source: the annotation of a GenBank genome assembly
CCCCCUUACGUCGUAUAUUUGGGGGAUAUUUGUAGACAAUUUGUCGUAACGUAUAACAUUUGAAUGAACCGCAAUAAGGAACAACAUUUUGCUGAGUAUGUCAAAAAUAACGAAUUAUUACAUUAAAUUUAUGAAUUUCAUCAUUAUUACUCAUGCAAUAAAAUACGGACACAGGCUUUUGUAUGUGAUGCGUUUGUACUUACUUUCUCUGUUGUUUAGCUAAGGUGUUCCGACAUGGUUGGCCGCCAUCACAAAUUAUUUACACGAUGCAAUCUCCAAUCAAUAAGUACGUAAUCCUUAAGAAACAAGGCAAAAGUAAUCUCGUGAUUGCAUCGGGACUUUGGGUGAUUGGAGAAAAACGCUGCCUGUAUCCGAGGGAGAACAUUGACCUUCAUCUGCAAAACAAUGACCUACCGGAAGACAAUUGGUCUAUGUUCAAGUGCAGUAUUGUUCACAAAUGCGGUUAGUUAAAGACAUGCAAAUUAUCGCUUCUUGUAGAAAGUCUCAAAUCAGCGAAUGAAUUGUUAGCAGCGUUGCAAGUGUGCUAUGCUACUGAUGAGAACUAUCCGCCCGACGAAAAUACGUUGCCCUUAAACACAGAUAAACAAAAGAGGUCAGUUCAACAAUCCUACUUACAUUUCGUAGAAGUGCAUUAAAAUGUAAAGAAAGUUUUAUGUACAAUUCCGUGGACAUGGAUGUCGCGGAGAUGCAGGCUGGGAAUACCCGCGUUCAAUAUCCAAAACUUCGGAUGUUUGAGAACGUUGUCUCUCCCAUUGCCAAUUCGACACAAUUAGACAGCUCGCCCUCCACAUCCGAGGAUAAAAAUCAAACUGCUCAAUUUGAAAGAAUGUAUACUUUGCAGCUUAAAAUUUUAGCAAGCUUGAGUGAACUGAAUACAAAUAUGAAACUUGUACUCUCAAAGUUCACUGACCGCCAAGAUCCGCGUCAAUUUGACUGUGGACUAUCCAGUCAACAGUUCCCUUUGUCAUCAGAAGAGGAACUGGGAACUUUGGACGCUUGUCUAGAGCAAAAAGACGUGAGGGACAGAUUUGUAAGCACACAACAUGAUUUUUAUCAUUCAUUCCUAUUACAGAUGGCUAUGUUGACACGUCUAAUGGAUGAUGAUCCUAAAACCUCUAUGCGAUAUAUUCUGUCCUACAUCAUGAAACCGGAAGUCGCCAUUAAUUUCACAUUACUGGGUACUUCAUCAAAAAGAGCGAUUCAGAAGUGCAGGUUUUACGGCUGCGUACGAAGUGCACUGACUAAUCGUUUCCUGUCGUCAUCUAUCAACGAGAAAGACCUUGCGAAAUUGUAUGACAUGGCUACGCAAAGUUAUUUCCACGACAUGAGAGUCCAGAAGCGUCAUCGACGUAACAAAGAACACGAACAGUCUUUCGUGUUCAAGGAUAUUACCAAUUCACAAGAAUUGUUUGACUUUCCAUAG